Messenger RNA from Pelobates cultripes (western spadefoot toad), 8121 nucleotides. NCBI's taxonomy places the organism in Eukaryota, Metazoa, Chordata, Amphibia, Anura, Pelobatidae. The record is from the annotation of a GenBank genome assembly.
AUGGCAAAAGUUCAGGGCAUUUCUUCACUUUUCUACCAUACCCCUCGGUUAAUCAGUGGGCUAGCAGGAGGAGGAAGCUCGGUACUGCGCCAGCGGGUUAAAAUUCAAGAUCAUCCAACCCCAGAGGAGCCAAAGGAUGCACUCGACCAAUCAGAACCGUCGAAAGAGCCUGGUGGAUCUAAACCAUUGGUUGAUCGUUCCUUGGUGCGAAGAGACAUCCGCGCCUUUUUAAAAGAGUGUGGUGGAACCCCAGCAGAGGCACGCUAUUGGCUAUCACAGUUCCACGAGAUGCACUCCACUUAUAAGAAGGCUUUUGCUGUAGUUGAGGUAAGUUAUUUAGGAUAUUGGAAAAAUGUGGAGCGUUUAUACACCAGAAAGAUAAUUACAAUAGGUUGACAAAAGUGGUACGAUAACUUAUCUUAUACAUUUAACAAUGUUUAUUUUCGAAGUUCGAAAAAUAAAAUUAAAUGUAGAAAUCCACACUUCUUUAUCCUGUAAUUCGGGUUCUGCUUUUUAACUCCCUCAGUUAUAGUUAUGAGCUCUGCUUAUUGCACCUAUCAGUAAGCAUUGGUAAAGCAUACAGAGGAGAAGAAAUUAAACACUGUUUCUAUUUCUUCUCCACAUUUGCAUUGUGUGCCAUGCUGGUGCCAAGACUGCACUGGAAAAUGCUGUAAUUUACAGAAUUUGUAAUCUAGAUUUAAAAAACCAAAUGGAACAUCACAUGGAAACACAUUAACACCAGCUGUAGGUAACUAACAACGUUUUAUUCAAUGGUGCAGCCUCCAGAGAAGUGAUGGUUUCUCUUUAAUUUAAACAUAAGGAGAUGCAAUGAUUAAAUAUAAUUUUAGGUAUAUAUGUAAUGUGUGCUUGACACAGUGUAAUAAAUCAAUGACUAAUACAAAGAAACUAGUCCUGCGCUCAAACUCCCAUCACUCCUGGGCGGCAGCAACGACCAUAAUACACAUCAGCCAAAAUACAUAUAGUAAAAAACAAAUAAAAAAGUUACCUGCGCUCUUUCCACAUCCCAAUGUAUUUUUAAACAAAUUGAGGUUUUUAGUUACCUCCAAUGGCCAUGAGAGGGUAAGCCCACCUGCCACAUCAAGGCAGACCUCUUAGGUGGGUCCUACUCUAACCAUUCACCUUGCUUCCUUAAGCUUCAGGCAAAAAUAUGUCUAAUUAGACAGAAAGGGGUCUGUUUUAUAUACAUCCCCACAUGCUUAUUAACCCUUAAUAGGGAAGACAUGGGAUGGGCAGCAGCAUUGCAAUAAAUAAAUGAGUUGAUGGCAGGAGUGUGUCGGCCACUGAUAUACAAAUGGCUCAAUACAGCAACAACAACAACAACAACAAAAAAUGUGAUUGUGGAACAUAAUCAACCCCUUAAGGACCAAACUUCUGGAAUAAAAGGGAAUGAUGACAUGUCACACAUGUCAUGUGUCCUUAAGGGGUUAAAAUACAAACUUGCACAUGCGUAUACCUAAAACACUAACUGCAAUUCCAUUUACCCGGGGCAAUACUAAGGGGUUUAUUCACUAAAUAACAAAUUGUAGAGUACUGUAAACGACAUUGCUAAAAUAAAACCUUUCCAACUCAGUUUUGGACAGACAGAUAUUUCAGCCUAUUAAAAAGUUUGAUUUUAAAACGACGGUAGACUUACAGAACUAUGACAAAAACAGAUUCACUAUUAAAAUAUUAUCAUCAUCAGGACUGAGUUUAAAUGGUUCACAGUGCAAAUACUACAUUGCAAUCAGGCAUUUUUUUUUUAGGCCACCUCUGCUGGGAGUGAAGUCCAUGUAUCCAAAACUCAUUCUGCAAGUUAGCAAAUUCUAGAAUAGGCCGCUGGUGAAGGAGUUCAAAGGAUGCUCUAUUUCUCUCACCCUCCGUUCUGGGAAAUACGGUUCUGGUUGUACUUUGCUCAAUGUUUUAAUGUAUGUGACCUUACUGUCAUAUCCUUAUCUGGACAUUUUUAGAAAGAAAUACCUCCAUACUCAGCACUAAUAUUAGCACACAGAGACACCGAUUCACACACAGACAUGCAGAUAACCUGCAAACACGGUAUAACAAGGGCAUCGAGUGGAACAUUUUCUUGGUUUCCCUGGGAAUUGCGCCACUUUUUGAACUUUGCAUCAAAACUAGACUGUAUAAAUAACUCCCCAAAUGCUAAAGGAAAUAUCACAUUGAUAAAACAAUUAAGGGUUUAUUCAGUAACAAUAAAUUGCAGUGAAUUAAGAACCAAAAUUGAAAAUGAAGACAAAAAUAACCGAUUACUGUGUUAUAUAAAUCCUAAAUAUUAAAUCAAUUAUUGAAUUUAAGAUUAUAUGUAAGGGUUACUAUAGACCUCAUAUAACUAUAGACCUCCGAUAGGCAAUAUUUACAGCCAAUUAACCAAAAGUGUUUUUUCUUUUUAACCAUAUGGAUCUUAAAUAGUAUCUAAACACAAGGAAUUUGUGUAACUCAUGGGUAGUCAACCUGGUCCCUACUGCCCACUAGUGGGCGGUUUGGGAUUUCAGGUGGGCGGUUGUGGGUUCUGCAGAAAACGCCCGGUGGGCCUCGAUAGCCAUGGAGCAAGGCCAGCAGGGGAUAUCCUUUCAUCUCCCCUGCUGGCCUAUGCAUAGCCAGCCUUGCUGUAAGCCCUCUUGGGCUGGUGAAAAGAACAAAGAUCUCUUUCACCGGCCUGCUGGCACUUAGUUCCAGCAGAGGGAGGGAAGGGCCUGGGAGGCUCUGUGUUUUUCCCGCGAGCUGGCUGGUUGGAGUGUUGCCACGUUUUACCACGGCAACACUCUGAUAUAGUGCUGUGCUCGCAGAAGGACAGGAGAGUCCACCUGCAGCCGGAGGAGCCACCACUGGACCACCAGGGCUUGCAGCAUUAUAUCCCCCCAUCCUGGUAAAAGGUAAGAAGAUGGGAGGGGAGACAAUUAGAUAGAUUUUCACAUCUCACCCACCUACGCACAGCAUAUACCCUAUGCACCCCUCACAUACACUCCACCCGUCACACAUAUACAGCACCUCUAGCACACACAGUGCACCCCUUGCACACACUGCCCAACCUCACACACACUGCCCUCUCACACACACAGAACCCUUCACACAUACACAUCACCUCUAACACACACUGUCCCCCCUCACACACACUGCACCCUUCAUACACAAUGCCCCCUCACAUACUCUACCCUUCACGCACAUACAACACCCCUCACACAUACACAGCACCCUUCACACUACACCUCUCUCUCUCACACACACACAGCACCCUUCACACACACAGCACCCUUCAUACACAAUGCCCCCACACACACAUACAGCACCCCUCACACAUACACAGCACCCUCCACACACACACACACACUAAACCUCUCUCUCUCACACACACAGCACCCUUCACACACACAGCACCCUUCAUACACAAUGCCCCCACACACACAUACAGCACCCCUCACACAUACACAGCACCCUCCACACACACACACACACACUACACCUCUCUCUCUUACACACACAGCACCCUUCACAAACAGCACCUCACAGACACACACAGAAAAAAGUAGAAUAGAAAAUAGAAAAAAAGGAAACAAAUAGGUGAAUUUAAGUACAUUUUUAAAAAACCUUUCUAUAAAAAAUAAAUAAAAAUUAUCUCACUUGUACUAUAAAAUUAGUUACUGUGGCACUGGUGGGCGGUAAGGAAGUUUUACCAUCAACAAAGAUGCAAAACUGGGCGGUAGGUAAUAAAAUGUUGACUACCUCUGCUUACAAUGCAUCCAGUAAUUAAACUUCUCCUACACCACUCAAAUAUAUAGAGUCUGGGAUCCACCAUAUAACCGUCCAGCCCUACGCAUGCAUUGAGCUUUAACAUUACUGCCCUACGUGGUAGAAUGCAAACACUUGGUAAAGAACUGUCUCACAUCAACUCUUAUUCCUUUCAGGUGGAUGAGAAUGUCUUUAGCUGCAAGAGGUCCCUUGUAAGCCUGGGGUUUGCACUUUCCUUUCUCCAGCGGAUGGACAUGAAGCCUCUCGUGGUGAUGGGUCUACCCAGUACGUACUGUGCCCGUCCGUCUGUCCAAGAAACCAAGUCCUUGCUUGUCCACAACUGCCAAACCCUGGUGGACACCCUGAAUAAAACCUCCGGCACUGCUUUGCCUUUCUUUAAUGGGGGAUCUGUGCUACGCUCUCAUGAAGUGGAUGGCUGGUAUGGUUUGACAAAAAGUCUUCUUCGCUUUCCCUUAACCACCUGUUUGUGUCCUUGCCUCUCACAAUCUCUUUAAAAAAAAUUAAACUGAGAUACUUUUCCCAGUCUUUUAUGUGUAUCUUUCUAUAUUUUACUGUGUAUAGUCUACUUACAUCAUUUCAUAGUAUGUUUAUUUCCUAAUCGGAUUUAGAUUAUUUUUAUUAUUAUUAUUGAUUGCCUUCUGCAUGUUUCUCUUUUUGAGUCCGUUUUACAUUCCUCUUCCCCUUCCUGAUUUCUAGUCCAUUAACUUACACCAAUGUAUUUCUUUCCUGAAAUUUUUCCUGUCCCUGGAAAAGAUACAUAAUUUAUAGUAGCAAACUCUGUUCUAUUUCUAGUUAUGGCUCAGUGUCAGGAGUGGAUACUGAACUGCUCAUCUGGUGCCUCGACUCAGGGAAUAUUCCCAUCAUCUGCCCCAUUGGUGAGACUCCUUCAGGUCACUCAAUCCUUCUUGACUCUUUAGAAGUAACUGCCAACAUCUCCCGUGUCCUGCAGCCACUAAAGAUCAUCUUCCUUAACACUGUGGGUGGAUUGAAAGACUUGAGUGAAAAGGUGAGGAAGUCAUCCUUCAUGUCCUUAUACUGUCCUUAGUUGAGAAUGGUAACAUAUGCUCUAAUAGUUUAGGAACUUAUUCACUAAGUGGAUGAGUCCACCAUAUGUGAUAAUUCUUGGAUGGCAUCCAAAGCAUUGUCUAUAUGAACACUCAUUAAACUUAACAUAGGGACAACUUGGCCUACGUCACUACAUUUCCAAACCCAUCCAGUUUAUUGGGAAGAUCAUUGAUAGUUACCUUUUAAAGUUCAGCUCAUGAAAAACCCAUCAACGUUCAAGAGAUCUGACUAAGUUCAACUGCAAUGUCAAAACAUGCUUUGAAUGGCCCCAGAUAGCCACAACAAGGUCUGUUGGUAAAUGGUAUAUCAAGCUAUAGAAACUCAUAGAAGAAUCAGUUGUGGAAUCCUAAACAGGGAACUCGAUGACCUUUCUCUCUCACCAGAAUACUUGUAACGUCUGGUUCUCUAUUAUCUGCAGGUUAUGGGACUUGUGAAUUUACCAGCUGAUUUGGAACUGAUGAGGAAUGCAUCCUGGAUGAGUGAUUGGCAGCGGCAGCAGGUGACAGUAAUUGUGGACUUACUGAAUAGACUACCUGCAUCUUCCUCUGCAGUCAUCACCUCAGCAAGAUGUCUCCUCAGUGAACUUUUCAGCAACAAAGGUUAGAAUGUAGCAUGUCCUUUGCAACUCUAUAUCGAACUGCCACAUUAACAUUUUUGAGCCUCAUUUUUAAACUAGAACCCAAAAUACAGUUUAGUCUAGUGUGGGCUCAAUUGGUUGAGAAAGGAGCUGCAUUGGCCCCAACCACAUAAACGUCUUUCAAAGAACUCUGUCAAAUUCUAUUCAACACAUAGGGAACCUUUGUUUGGCUAAAUCUGUGCACGUGUGACAAUAAAUUUAUAUAAAUGUGUAUGUAUUAUGUACCUUUGUAUCUGAUAUGUAUAUGGAAUGUGUGUAUGUUACUAUAUAGGUUAUUGGUUUUGUGAAUGAACAGAUAGUGUAAGUGACUGAAAAGAUGGGAGGCGCAGGCACUUAUAGAUAAUUCUGCUUUAUAGCCUUGGUCCAUAAACAAGAGCACAUCCAUUGUUCAGUGAUGGGAUGGUGGAACAAACAUAUUGCAUUAUAUCUUAAUUAUACUAUACAGCAAUGCUUUAGACGUAUUAUCAGUGUAACAAAACCAAAUUACAUAUCUGUUUGACACAUAGGGUCAGGAACGUUGUUUAAGAACGCAGAACGCAUGCUGAGGUUCGACUCCUUAGAGGAAAUCGAUACUGAGCGUUUAGUCUCAUUGGUUAACCGGUCUUUCCAGAAGAAGCUGAAAGAGGAUUAUAUCAAAAGUGUGGGAUCACGCCUGAAUUCGGUGUAUCUUUCAGAAGGGUAAGUCCGCUAAACCAUAAGGAACUUUCAGAUUACUUGGAAUGUGGGAUUAAACAGAUGGAGGAAUUACAAGACAAGACCAUUGGGUGGGUGUAAAGCAAUGAGUUAGUUGGUUAAUGCUCUGACUGUACGACAAGCUCACAUGUCUUAUAAAUGAGGUUACUGGAAGUGUCCUGCAUUGGAUUCUUGAGAAGUGAUUGAGUCAUAAUACGAAGUUAAGGAGGUAAUAAAAUAUGAAAUUAAAGAAGUGAUAAAUUGAUAUUUUUCCGCAAACAAAGUUAAUUAAGGAAAAUAUGAACUGCGGGGAGUGGAAGACGAAGGAAAUGCAAUCUGUGAAAUGUCUCUGUAUAUCACUACUUGUUUAUGCCUGAAGCUAGAAUGAUAUUGUUUACGUUGAGCUUCACAAUCCUUAUGGAUAGUGAUCGGUUAAAGUGGUCCAUUAAUUAGCACCAUAAACAAUGAAUUUUUAUAGUGACUGCUCGGAGCGAAAUGCAUCAGACAAGAUUGAAGUUCUGUAGUGAUAUUCUUUAUGAACUGAAUUAUUACAUGACUCAUACAGAUUGCUGCUAAUCUGGUUGCUAUAUUAGGUAUUUGAUAUUUCCCAACUGAUCAAGACAGAGGUUUUACAAAAUGUUUUGCCUUGUUGUGGAGAUAGACCGUGUAGACCCUUGGCACUCCAAUAUAUCACAGCAAUCUUAGCCCUCGAGGACUAGAAUGACAAAUGCUGCCAAGUUCCUUGUUGCAUACAAACACUAACCCUAAUUUCUGCUUGUGUAGGUACAACGCAGCUGCCAUUGUUACUACAGAACCAGUGCUCGGAGGCACGCCAUAUCUGGACAAGUUUGUUGUCAGUGCGGGAAAACAAGGCCAUGGCUCUGGGCAGAUGUUAUGGGAGUGCCUCAGACAGGACCUACAAACACUGUUUUGGAGAUCGCGAGCCACCAACCCAAUAAACUCAUGGCAAGUUGAGACCAGUUAUAAAGUGUCAGUGGCAAAGAAUAAGGAAAGGCCAUGUAAUGAACCGAAACAAAACCUACUUAUUCACUCUCAACCACUCCCUUAAAGGUUGUUUAGGUCCCACAGCAAAUGUUAAGACAAAGAUUAGAAGGAUACUAUAGUGCAAGGGUUUUCAAUUUUUCCAGUGGAACCCUUUGAAAUAGUGUAUCACCAUCGUGGAACCAACCACUCCCCUCCACCCGCCUCCCCUGGGUAAAAAAAAAAGUGCACCAUUUUUUUGUGUGUGUCAGUGUGUCUAUCGGUGCUUGUAUGUGCAUGUGUAUAUCUGACACACAGAUACACACACAUACUAGCACAUAGAUACGCACACCUUGACACACAGAAUGUGUGUGUGUGUAUGUAUGUAUCUGUGUGUAUCUGUGUUUGUAUGUGUCUAUGUGUCAAGGUGUGUGUGUAUCUAUGUUUCAAAGGAGCUGAGCAGGGAGAUCGCUGCUCCCUCGCCGCCCGCGGCCAUUUUCUUUUUAAAACUUUUGUCGGAACCCCAACACCAAUUGGGAAAUGCUGCUAUAGUGUUAGGAAUACAAACCUGUAUUCCUAACACUAUAGCUCCCUCUGCCUCCCAACUCCCGCCCAGUUAACACUGUUUUAUUUUAGAAUGGCAUCAUGGGACAUGUAGGUCCCCAAUACAAUACUUAUACAACAUACAAAACCUACUGAUUGCCCCUCGGAUUGGCAAAAAAAAUAAAAACAAAUAAAAACAAAUUUGAUUGAAUACCUAGUAUCAAGGUGGGAAGCUGGCCAUAAAAGAAAGGAAUGUAAUGCCUGAUACAAUGUUCAUAGUUAUAUUGUUAUUGACAAUGUUUAUUGUUACCUACAGGUAUUUUAAGAACAGUGAUGGCAGCUUCUCCAACAAGCAGUGGAUUUUCUUUUGGUUAGGACUUGCAGACAUCAGAGAUUCUUAUGAACUGGUGAACCAUGCUAAAUGCCUACCUGAUUCCUUCUGCAAACCUGUUCAGUCAUGA